This is a messenger RNA of Physella acuta, 807 nucleotides long. Its product is annotated as NXPE family member 3-like. Lineage: Eukaryota; Metazoa; Mollusca; Gastropoda; Physidae. The record is from RefSeq and is a predicted model, not a curated record.
AUGUGGGAUUGGAUAAAUUACAAAAAUGAUAAACUUGUGCCCACCAGUUCCAUACCCUGCAGUAAAAGAAACUUAUCAGACACGUUUGAUGACGUCAACACCUCUGGAUUUUUUUACAAUGGGUCAUGGCGACCUCGAGCUUGUCAACUUCCUGUCGUGGACAAAACUUUCCUGCACAGGUGUUUGAAUGGGACCCAGGUGCUAAUCUUGGGCGACUCCAACUCCAGGCACCAGCUGGUGGUGCUUCAAACAAUGACCGGAUGCCAGCACAAGAUGAAAAGGUCAAAGGAAACUAAACACGCCCCAUUACAGUGUGAUAUAGACAAUCUGGGAUUGUCGAUUAAAUAUUUCCUUCCUAGACAUCCGUUUUAUGGAUCUAUAGGCGAGGACUUACCUAAUAGUGUUCUCCACUCUACCAUACAAAUCAUGGACGGUAUCCCAGCCUCAGGUAAAUACCUGGUACACCUGCACCAGUUCCUGCACCUGAUGCCGUUUCACCUGUCUGUAGCCGAACAUCACCUCCGUCUAGUACGUGCGGCUAUACAGAGACUGGUAUCACGGAACCCUAGCGUCUUGGUAGUCUACCAAACCGCGCACACGGCACUAGCGGGAGUCUACCGCAACAAGCAGACAUUGGGCGUCUACCUUCUGGAACUACAGAGGCGGAUGUUGAGGGGGUUAGGGGACAGGGUCAUGCUAGCCGUGACCUGGCCCAUGACCCUUGUUUCAGAGAACUCCGAUCCACACCCAGCAAUAAGAGACCAGUUUUUGAAGUUGUAUAUGGGUCAUUUAUGUGGAAGGUUUUAA